Messenger RNA from Lathyrus sativus (Indian pea), 1164 nucleotides. Lineage: Eukaryota; Viridiplantae; Streptophyta; Magnoliopsida; Fabales; Fabaceae. The record is from the annotation of a GenBank genome assembly.
AUGUGUGGUGGUGCUAUUAUCUCCGACUUCAUCCCUGCUUCCGCGGCCGUGGUUGGUUCCCGCCGUGUUACUGCUGAUAUCCUGUGGCCGAAUUUGAAGAAAAACGGUUUCGGUUUGAAGAAAUCGUUUUUGCUUGACGAUGAUUUCGAGGCUGGGUUCAGAGAGUUCAAGGAUGAUUCUGAUUUUGAUGAUGAAGAGGAUGAGGAGGAAGAUGAAGGGUUGAUGCUCGGUGUGAAAGGUUUUUCUUUUGCUUCUGGCAACAACAAAGCUUCAAGGACCUUCUCUCGUGGAUUGGGUGCUGCAAAACCGGUGGUGUCGAAGUUGAAUGAGCAAGCUGAAAAGGAUUCGAAGAGGAAGAGGAAGAAUCAGUAUAGGGGUAUCCGACAACGUCCGUGGGGGAAAUGGGCAGCUGAGAUUCGUGACCCGAGGAAAGGAGUUCGUGUUUGGCUUGGAACCUUCAACACUGCUGAAGAAGCUGCAAGAGCUUAUGAUGCUGAAGCUAGGAGAAUCCGUGGCUCGAAAGCCAAGGUGAAUUUCCCUGAAGAGACUCCAAAUGCUUCUGCAAAACGAGUUAAGCCGAAUGCUGAGAUGCAGCUGGUGAAUAAGAAUCUGAACCCGUUCAAACCGAAUGGGAAUGCGAUGUUCAACUUCAGGGAGAAUAUGGAGAACUACUAUUCCCCUAUGGAUCAGGUUGAACAGAAGCCAAUGGUUAACAACCAGUUUGCGAACAUGGGAGCGUUUGCGGGAAAUGGAUUUCAGCUUGCAGCUGCUGAUGUUAAUGCUUACUUCAGCUCAGAGCAUUCAAGCAACUCGUUUGAGUAUUCUGAUCUAGGUUGGGGCGAACAAGCCCCAAAAACCCCUGAGAUUUCGUCUGUGUUUUCCGCUCCUGCUCCUGCUCCUCUGGAAGGCGAAUCUCAGAUCAAUCUGCAGUCCAACAAUGCUCAGGUGAUGCUACCUAUGCAAGAUGAAUCUGCAAAGACACUCUCUGAGGAGCUUGCUGAUAUCGAGUCCCAGCUGAAGUUCUUCGAGAACUCGUUUGAUGAUAACUGGAGUGAUGCUUCCUUGGCGACUUUGCUCGGUACUGAUUCAGUUCAAGAUGGUGGAAACACAAUGAGCCUCUGGAGCUUUGAAGACAUGCCCGCCAUCUCCGGCGGCGUUUUCUGA